AUGUCCAGAAGUAAUCUAGAUCACGAUAAACAUUUAGUCAUGGUAAUCAGAGACAGGGAGAUCCUUAUAUUGAGAGGCUUGGGCAGAGAGUACCGGCCCGUAAUCUUUGUUCUCCGGAAAGGAAAUGUUUUGACACGUCAUGACCUGGAGAAAGGAACAGUUUUUGACCGUAUUCACCUGGGACAGAUUCAAACCAAGACGCUCUCGAUGAGUUUAAUGGAUGAUGUCCUCAUUGUCAAGUCGCCCAAACUCAAGAUUGAACCACAGACCGAGUACUUCUUUCACUUUAAAGUGUUUCAGAUGCAUCCCUUUGGACUUAUAGCUUCACUCAACAUUCAUGGAUCAGUAUUCCCAGGGGAAGAGGACAAGAAGAAGUAUGGAAAGAUGCGUGAUGUUGAGAUUCACGAAGGCCUCUUGCUUGUUCUUACAGAAAAGAGCUUUAGUUUGAUUUAUGAUGCACAGGAAAUCAUCAGGAUGAAGAGCACAUCAAAAGAUUUUCAAGUCAUCCCAGACAGUAUAACAUAUGCAAAGGAUAUGGUAGUAGAAGCACCUCCUCUGCUCUUUGCAGCUUACACACACAUGGACAUUCUUGGCUUAGGUGCUUGUCCAUGGGCCUAUAUCAGAGCCGUGUCAGAUUGUCUGUUGCAGGUUCAUGACCUUGCUUCAGAGGAAUUGCUGGAAGGUGGACAAGUGAUGUGGGAAGACAGGAAUGAACAGCAAGUGUCUCCAGAUUAUUUAAUGUUUCAUCCAGAUGAUUCAAACAAACUUAUCCAUAUUAGGACUUCAAAAAUCAGGAUUUUAGCCAUCAAGGAGAGGAAUGGUAAGCGUUAUUUGGAGGAAGAAUUUACUUAUCCAGUGGAAAAAAAAGAUAAGAAUAAGGACAUUGCUAAGUAUUCCCGUUCAGGGCGGCUGUUGAAAUCGAAGUUUGAAUGGGACUAUUCACUGAACAGAGCUCUUGCCUUCAAUGUUGAGACAGAGUUGAGGAUUCUUGCCAUUCUAGAAGCUCAAAGAGAUGAAAACUGUCGUACACACCUGGUGAAGGUUACAUUCUAUGACAGUUACUCUUAUGAAUUCCUUGAUGAACUGGACAUAUCUACCACGGUUGAUGGGGAUAUUGAGACCAACCGACUCAGUGUUCACAUGGACAGAGACAUCUUGAACAUUGUUGUGUAUAAAGGGAACCAGUACACCAUCUUUUCCUACCGCCUGAAGGAAAAAAUAGAGACUGACGAAAAUGCACCCAAUAAAUUGAAAGUUGUUAAGAAGAUAAGAGAGAGAGAUGUCCAUAAUAGGAGGUCUGUCAGCUAUGCAGAAAGUGACAGUGAAAACAGUGAAGGUGGUAAUGUGAGAAGAAGACAAAGAGAGAGGAAUAGAAGGGAAAGAACACAAGGAAGAAGGAGAAGAAGGAGGCGGACACAAGGGGAAUCUAGUGAAACUGAAGUGGAACAAGACUCUGACGAAUGGGUGCCAUAGUGCUUCUUCUCAUUUUGUGAUAAUGGUGUAAACAAUUGUAGGUAUCAUUAAAUUUCUCUUUUUUUUUUACACAUUUUGUUUUAUAUGAUUGUCCCUUGGAAAAGGAAGAGACAUAAGAUUAACAGUAUUAAGAGUUGGUUUUGUUUUUUUAUUUACUUUUUAUUGUGGCAUUACUCUGAACUGCAGUUUUUCUUAUUUUAUUGUGGGGAGUAAUAAAAAAAGGCUAAAUUUUGAGUGUUGGAUUUUAUGGGGGGAAAAACCCCCAUAGAAUUGGGCUAUCAAAGACCUGCUCAUUCAUAAGUAUAAUGGGGGAGGGAAUUUAAUUAGAGAAGAAAAAGAUUAUUAGUGACCUUGUAAGUGCUACUGAAGUUAGAUUGGAAGUCCCAAAUGAUCAAUAGUUCUAUCUGUAGAUUCAUCCAUACUAAACUACUGAUAAUAUUUGACAGCCUAGCAUUAUUUAGAUUUAGUGGGAUUUUUUAAAAUGAAAAGAUGCAUAAUUUAAUUCUGCUUAGUGUUCAACUAUGAAACUGCUCAAGAAAUAUUCCUUUUAUAUGUCUGAAAAUUGACUGGGCAGUACUUCAAACUGUAAUUCCAUAUUAUGAAAUAUAUUUGGCACGAGUACAAUCACGAGGCCUCUACAAACUUCUUUAUGUAAAAGGUGGAAUAAAUGCUAAUCCCAUACAGUUAAAUAGGACACAUAACUAAAGUAUGCUUUCCUCCUGGCAAACUUUGGAUUUGCAUCAUAAAGUCGCCAACAACAAUCACUGAAAUCACGUGUUUCAACCUCUGUGAAGGAAGCCUUUUAAUCAUGGAAAAGAUUGCAAAUGAUCAAUCUAAUGUUCAGCAAAGGAUUUCGCAUGAAAAAAAAAAGGUUUAAUCCAAUGUCGACGGGAAAAUAGUGUGUUCCCUUUGGCAAUGCUUGGUUAAAUGUUUCUGCACAUAGAUGGCUCUGCCAAUGCUUAGCCACAUAGGAGUCAAUUAGUAGAUCUUGCGACCUCAAUUUUCCUUGAAAGAGCAGGAAAAACUUUUUUUUUUACUAAUGAUAUCAUUAUUUAAACAGGUGUGACAGGUAGUUCUCGUAAUUGGCUCAUUGGUGUCUUAGUACUUGUGAACCUAUCUGUAUGUAAAAACAAUUGCUAAAUUCAACACCCACAAUGGUCAAUGGCAUUUAUGUGCAUGCCAUGCCUGGCAGCUUGGGGUUAAGGCACAUUAACUACAAUAGGUAUACUUUGAUAUCAUAUUUAUUCCUAUGCAGCCAUCCAUGUUCAUUCUACUGAAGAGAGUUUGCUAAGAUAAAAGAAAGCAUUUUUAUAGUUUUAAUGGUCAUCCAAAAGUUCAUUCCAAUUCCAUGUUACACUUUAAAUAUAAUUUAUGCAAAACCAUUUAAUCAUUAACAUUGUUCAUCACCUUUUUUCUGAACAUGGCUAAAAGUACCACUCUUAACUACUUAAGUUUUGGUCCUUCAAAAGCAAACUUACUGCCAGCAUUUACUGCCAGCAUUUUUUUUAUUCUAGUAAAUGUAAAAUAUAGAAUUAACAACAGAAUGUCAGGGAUUAUCAUACAAAUAUCUCUUUGACUGCAUUCCAUUUCUGGAAAAGUGAUCUAUGCACAUUUUAACUAUACAAAGUAUGGUUAAUAUUGCAUUAAUUCCAUUUUCGUACAGUGUAAUUAUUUUUUGUAAAGUACUA
This is a messenger RNA of Penaeus vannamei (Pacific white shrimp), 3161 nucleotides long. The record is from RefSeq and is a predicted model, not a curated record. Lineage: Eukaryota; Metazoa; Arthropoda; Malacostraca; Decapoda; Penaeidae.